AUGGUUGCUUAUGGUGCCCUUCCCCUCAACGUGUUUCCUGUGUCGCCGUUCCUCACAAAGAAGGAAACUCGAAUAGCCAUGGAUACUUCUGUUGUCAUCUCUACUUAUAAUUCAAAGAGAAAUAUUGGUAAUAUAGAAAAUAAGGGAUUUAAAGAUUUUCAUUGUAUUGUGCAUGCCAUUUCAAAGGAUAUCACCUUCGUCGACGAUCAAAUCUCUUCUACAUCAGAUGAAAAUCAGCUUGAAGAGUUGGUGAAAAAGAUUAAGAAAAUAAUGGCAAGCAAAAAAUAUGGUAAUAUAGAAGAAUUGGUUAUAAUUGAUGCUAUACAACGAAUAGGUCUUGAAUAUUAUUUUCGAGAUGAAAUCAGUGCUGCUUUAGAAAAGCAUUAUAAUUUAUAUCAUAGUACAAUCGAAGAAGGUACUGAUAAUCUUCAUGAUCUAGCUCUUCACUUUCGCCUGUUGAGACAACAUGGAUACCAUGUAUCUUCAGAUGCUUUGGCAAAAUUCAAGGACAAAAAUGGGAAUUUCAAUCAAGAACUUGCAAAAGACAUAAAUGGGUUGAUGAGCCUAUUUGAAGCGUCUCAAUUUAGAACUAGAAGUGACUAUGUUCUUGAUGAUGCAAAUAAAUUUAGUCGCAAACUAUUGAAGGCCUCGUUGUUGAAGAAUAUUGAACAAUUUGAGGGUUUGGUAAUAGGAAACACACUUCGUUAUCCAUAUCAUAAAAGCUUGCCAAGACUAAUGGCCAAAAAGUUUCUUCCUUGUUUCAAAUCAUCCCUAAUGUUUCUCCACGAUUUCAAUCAUAUCAACGAUUGGAUAAAUGAGGUACACGAUCUAGCAAGAAUCGACAUCAACUUGGCUCAAAUAUCACAACAAUUGGAACUAACCCAAGUUUCGAGAUGGGUAAACGAGCUUAAUUUGGAGGAAUUGCAAUUUGCAAGAAUUGAGCCAUUAAAGUGGUAUAUGUGGUCAAUGGGAAUUCUUCCUGGGCUCGAUAUGUCCGAAGAGAGAUUAGAGAUUAUGAAAGCAAUAUCAUUUAGCUACAUGAUUGAUGACAUAUUUGAUGGUUAUGGAACGUACGAUGAGCUCUAUUUAUUCACAGAAGCCAUUAAGAGAUGGGAAACCGCUGAUGUUACACAAUUACCCAAUUGCAUGAAAGUUUGCUUCAAGGCUCUUCUAGAAACCACAAAUGAUUUUAGCUCCAAAAUUCAAACAAAGCAUGGAUGGAAUCCAGAACAAUUCUUAAGAAAAUUGUGGACAGAGCAAUGCAACGCAUUCUUUAUUGAGUUGAAAUGGAGUGUUAACAAGUACUCACCUAACCCUAAGGAGUAUCUAAACAACGGGAUAGUUAGUUCGGGAACCCAUGUAGUUAUGGCACACGCAUUUUUCCUUCUAGGCAAAGAAAUCAACAAGAAGAGUUUGAAAGAGUUGAGUAGCCUUCCUUCAAUUAUAUCUUCUACAGCCACCAUUCUUCGCCUGUGGAAUGAUGUAGGGAACCAUAUGGAUAAGACUCCAAAUGGUGAAGAUGGUUCCUACGUAGAUUGGUACAUGAAAGAACAUAAAAUAAGCUCAUAUGAUAUCGCGAGGAAGCAUGUUAGUCGAAAGAUUUCAGAUGCAUGGAAGUGUAUCAAUAAGGAGUACAUGUCGUCUACAUCUCCGUUCUCAAAAGAGUUCAAGGAAGCCUGCCUUAAUUUAGCGAGGACGGUUCCCAUUAUGUAUAGCCAGGAUGAGAGUGAUCAUUUUCAAUUCAUGGUGGAACCCUAAAAUUUGUAAUCCCAUGAUUAAAGUUACUCUACAUACCCACUCGAUUAAAAAAGUUCUCACAAAAGAAAUUAGAUGGAAAAAGUAAAGUAAGACCGAUGGGUAA
Messenger RNA from Chenopodium quinoa (quinoa), 1861 nucleotides. Its product is annotated as (3S,6E)-nerolidol synthase 1-like. Bases 1 to 1758 code for a protein of 585 amino acids. Gene Ontology annotation, molecular function: terpene synthase activity; magnesium ion binding. Lineage: Eukaryota; Viridiplantae; Streptophyta; Magnoliopsida; Caryophyllales; Amaranthaceae. The transcript is spliced from 7 exons. The record is from RefSeq and is a predicted model, not a curated record.